Messenger RNA from Glycine soja, 874 nucleotides. Its product is annotated as ethylene-responsive transcription factor ERF023-like. Gene Ontology annotation, biological process: regulation of DNA-templated transcription. Gene Ontology annotation, molecular function: DNA-binding transcription factor activity; DNA binding. Bases 100 to 684 code for a protein of 194 amino acids. NCBI's taxonomy places the organism in Eukaryota, Viridiplantae, Streptophyta, Magnoliopsida, Fabales, Fabaceae. The transcript has a single exon. The record is from RefSeq and is a predicted model, not a curated record.
CAAACUAAAAAAAAAAAACCCGUUUAUAAAUUCACAAAGAUAAUAUAUAGCAGAGACAAGAGCCGUUACUACUAAUAUGUACAUUAAAAUCUACGAAUAAUGGAGCAAGAGCUUCAACGCAACAGUGUCCACGACGACGAAGCCGCCACCACCACGAGCUCCGGCGACAAGCCCGCCACCCCUCGCGGCGGCGGAACCCGACACCCCCUCUUCCGCGGCGUUCGCAAGCGCCGCUGGGGCAAAUGGGUCUCCGAAAUCCGGGAGCCGAGGAAAAAGUCACGCAUAUGGCUCGGCUCCUUCCCGGCGCCGGAGAUGGCGGCCAAGGCCUACGACGUCGCCGCCUACUGCCUCAAGGGCCGCAAGGCGCAGCUCAACUUCCCCGACGAGGUCCACCGUCUUCCGCUGCUCCCCUCCGCCUGCACCGCCCGCGACAUCCAGGCCGCCGCCGCCAAGGCCGCCCACAUGAUGAUAGUCCAGGCCGCCUCUGUCACCGCCGACUCGCCGGAGAAAAGCAGCAGCAUUACCUCCGACUGCGGCGACGGUGGCGGUGGAGACGACUUCUGGGGCGAAAUUGAGCUGCCAGAGUUGCUCAACGCCAAGUGGUGGGCCUCCGACCACGACGUCACGCCGUGGCCCGAGUCCGAGCUCCCGCCCCAGCAGCCCUUCACCACGGCGUGCUUGUAGUUUGUAAUAAUCAAUAAUGCUCUUCUCUCAAGCUCCGACUUGGUUGGUAUAUUAAUUAUAUAUAUUAGUAUUUUGCUCAUAUAAUUAAGUAACUCUCUUUGUGUUCUCUUCACAAUAAUUAAUUAUUUUAAUUGUGAUGAUUAGUGUUAGUGCUGUUAAUAACACUUUCACUAACUACUUUUGCUACUAA